AUGGCACAGCUCGCGACGCUAUUCUGCCUGACUCUGGCCUUCUCUGGCGGCAUCAGCUUGUCCACUAGAAAUCAGAACACCAAAAAUGCCGGCAGGCAUCUUUCAGUUCAGCUUCCGGCACCUACACCCGCUUCUGCGCCAUCUCCGCCGAAUGUGAUCAUCAAACGGCCCGUUCACUAUCAUCCGCCACCGCCACCACCGCUGCCACAUUUCUACCCGCCACCACCGCCGUAUCAUCAUCAGCAUCCCUCGACGAAGUGUAAUUGUCCGCCCGGGCCACCUGGACCCCCAGGUCCUCCAGGACUCUCAGGACAUCCAGGCUCGAAAGGUGACAAAGGUGAUGAGGGCGAGAAGGGUGAGAGGGGAGCCAAAGGAGAGAAGGGUGACAAGGGCCACAACGGUGCGCAAGGAGCUCAGGGACCACAAGGAGCGCAAGGACCUCAGGGCCUUCCUGGAGCUCCAGGUCCACAAGGUUCUCAGGGACCGCCAGGCUCCCAAGGAUUCCAGGGAACACAAGGCUCACCUGGAUCUCCAGGUUCGCCAGGUUCCCAGGGACCUUUGGGACCACCAGGCUCGUCGGGAUCUCCAGGUUCACCAGGAGCUCCAGGCUCUCAAGGACCACCGGGACCGCCAGGACCUCCAGGACCACCGUCGCCCGCAUGGCCUAUACCACCACCUCCACAUAAUCACCAACCGCCGCCAAUCAUUUACCCUUACCCCUUACCACCCUACAACGGACAUCAAUCUCAUAAGGGAGACCAUCAUCAUCACCACGAGCAUGAGCCGCACAAUCAUCAUCAUAAAGGAGAGCAUCAUCCGCAUGAUCCGCACAAUCAUCAUCAUAAAGGAGAGCAUCAUCCGCAUGAUCCGCAUGAUCCGCAUGACCCGCAUGACUCUCAUAAUCCACAUGAUCCCCAUGGGCCUCACAAGCACCACAAGGCUCAAAAAAAAACGAUGACAACUGAUUCCGAAGUAAGAAAAUUCCAUAAGCUGGAAUCUGCUCAACCUGCGCCUCAAGAAAUUUCAACAGAUUCUUCUGAAACUGAUUUGGAAAACGCUCAGCCAAAUGAGGAGAAGGAUCUAAAGAGCGAAGAAGUCGAAGAUGAAGAUGUGGAGGCGCCUGAAGAGGAUGCGGCGCAUGAGCAGACAGAAAUGAAACCAGAUGGAGCCGAAGAGGCUCCGGAGAGCGAUGAAAAGUUUGAAGAUCAAGAAGAUGAGUACGAAACGAAUAGCGAAGAAAACAACGACAUAGAGAACUCUGAUCAGCCAAUCGAAGGCUAUUUAGUUCAGGAAAGAAGUGGAAAUAGGCCUUUGAUAUUAUCAAUAAGCAAACGUCGCAAUCCAUUUCAUAUAUAUAGAGAUAACGUAGAUAUUUAA
Messenger RNA from Drosophila montana, 1377 nucleotides. RefSeq names its product collagen alpha-1(III) chain. Gene Ontology annotation, molecular function: extracellular matrix structural constituent conferring tensile strength. Gene Ontology annotation, biological process: extracellular matrix organization. The transcript is spliced from 3 exons. The coding region runs from base 1 to 1377 and encodes 458 amino acids. NCBI's taxonomy places the organism in Eukaryota, Metazoa, Arthropoda, Insecta, Diptera, Drosophilidae. The record is from RefSeq and is a predicted model, not a curated record.